Temnothorax curvispinosus is the source of this 3324-nucleotide messenger RNA. RefSeq lists its product as uncharacterized. The record is from RefSeq and is a predicted model, not a curated record. Gene Ontology annotation, molecular function: nucleic acid binding; zinc ion binding. Bases 1 to 3324 code for a protein of 1107 amino acids. Lineage: Eukaryota; Metazoa; Arthropoda; Insecta; Hymenoptera; Formicidae. The transcript has 5 exons. Gene Ontology annotation, biological process: DNA integration.
AUGGCUGAGGAGAAGAUCGUAAUUCAAGGAAGUUUGGGUCUUGAGAUGUUCGACCCGGCUACAGCAAACUGGAAAAGGUGGCUAAAAAGAUUUGAGGCAGGGCUCACGGUGCAUAAGGUUCCAGAAGCACAAAAGGUGACGUACUUAUUACAUUUUAUUGGACCGGCUGCAUUUGAUAUUAUUUGCGACAAGCUGGCGCCGGCAGAGCCACAUGAUAGUACGUAUGCCGCCCUCACAACCGCUUUGGCAGAAUUUUACGCGCCUGCAUCAUUAGAAAUCGCCGAGAUAUUCCGUUUUCAAACCCGGAAACAGCAAGAUGGCGAAAGUAUUAAGAAAUACGUGGCUGCAUUGCACAAGCUCAGUGUAAAUUGCAAUUUCGGUCAAUACUUAAAAACUGCACUAAGGAAUCAAUUUGUGUACGGACUUACAAGCAAACGUGCACAAUCCCGGCUGCUGGAGACGAGGGACUUAGAUUUCGAAAAGGCGAUCCAGAUAGCAAUUUCAAUGGAACUGUCUGAGACGAACGCACUGUGCGGCGGGCGACAUUUGGCAAAUAAAUGUAAAUUGCCCAGAGACGUUGUUUGUAAGAAAUGCGGUACACCAGGACACCUACAAAAAGUCUGUAUGAGCGGAAAGCGAACCAACCCCGAUACAAGUGCGAAUCAGAUCGAGGAAAUUAUGUUAAUGGAGCGAAGCGAGUACCAAGAUAAAUUUUACGAAACGAUGUCCGUCAACAAGAUACCGGUAAAGUUCGAGGUAGAUAGUGGUGCAGCGGUCACCAUUGUAAGUACAAAGACUGUAAGCGAAUUAUGGCCAAAGAUUAAAUUGCAAUCUACGGAUUUAAGACUGAUUACUUUCUACGUCGACCGAGGUCCGUUGCUAGGACGCGAAUGGAUACGACAGUUGAAGAUACAAUUGCGCGAAAAUAUCAAUUGUCUUAACGCAAGCACUGAAAAGCAAUUAGAAGCGAUAUUAAGUCGGUAUCGUAAUCUGUUAGAUCCGACGAGUACAAAAAUACGCGGAAUUCAAGCUAAACUUACAUGCAAAGAAAAUGCGAAACCUGUGUUUUUGAAGACUCGUACAGUGCCGUUCAAAUUGCUUCCACUUGUAGAGACCGAGUUGAAUAAUCUCGUUGAAACGGGGAUUUUUGAAAAAGUAAACGCGUCGCGGUGGGCUACACCCAUAGUGCCGGUGCUCAAGAAAAAUAAUUCUAUACGAAUCUGCGAGGAUUUCAGCGUUACAACGAACCCGAAUUUAGUAAUCGAUGAGCAUCCACUUCCGACUACAGACGAACUUUUUACAUCUACGGCAGGUGGCGAAAAAUUUACAAAGAUCGAUUUACAACACGCAUACCUACAAUUAGAAGUCCGACCGGAGGACCGCGAAUUAUUAACAUUAAACACACACAAGGGACUGUACCAAAGUACACGAUUACUCUACGGAAUAGCAUCCGCGCCCGCGAUUUGGCAACGCAAAAUGGAGGAAGUAUUAGAAGGCAUAGAGGGAGUUUCAACGUUCUUAGAUGAUAUAAGGAUUACAGGUCCCAAUGAUAGGGUACACUUACAUAGACUAAAUGAAGUUCUUACCAGACUAGGGCGCGCUAACAUAAGAAUAAACAAGAGUAAGUCUGAAUUUCUCAAAGACGAGAUUGAAUAUUGCGGGUACGUGAUAAAUAAAAAUGGCAUUCGGAAAUCACCAAGUAAAAUAUACGCGAUUGAACAGAUGCCUAAACCUAAAAACGUGAGCGAAGCUUUCAAUCGAGCUAGAGAUAACUUCAAAAGUGAUAAUGUAUUGGCACAUUUUGAUCCAAAGUUGCCACUAAUCCUAGCAACAGAUGCGAGUGCAUAUGGCGUAGGCGCAAUCCUAUCACAUAGAUAUCCGGAUGGUACGGAGCGAGUGUUACAAUACGCAUCGCAAUCAUUAUCCGCGACACAGCAAAAGUAUCCUCAAAUAGACAAGAAAGCUUACGCAAUUAUUUUUGGGAUGAAAAAAUUCCACCAGUUUCUUUAUGGAAAUAAAUUUACGCUAUACACGGAUCACCAACCGCUUGUACAGAUAUUGUCACAGGCAAAACCAUUGCCUCGUUAUACUGCAAUGCGUAUGCAACACUACGCUAUCUUCUUACAGGCAUUUAGAUUCGAUAUUAAGUACCGGAACACUAAAUUACAUUGCAAUGCAGAUUGUCUUUCAAGAUUACCGAUAAAAAAUGUUACGGAUGCGAAAUAUGACGUUGUAGACGUAUACGAGAUAGAAACGCUUCAAAGUUUACCGAUUACAAUUCCAAGAAUAGCGAGCGAAACACAGAAAGAUACAGAAUUAAAGCCAAUAGUACAAGCGAUUAUAGAGGCAUGUAAUCGAGUUAGGAAUAAUCCGGCUAAGGUAGAAACCCACGAAUGGGAACCUGCGACUGCACCAUUCGAAAGAGUUCAUAUUGACUAUGCGGGACCUUUCAUGGGAGCAUAUUUUCUAGUGUUAGUCGAUGCAUUUUCAAAGUGGCCGUCAGUACAAAUUGUUAAAAACAUUACAACUCAGACAACAAUCGAAAAAUGUAAGGAAAUCUUUACUGAUUUUGGACUUCCACGUAUACUAGUUAUGGAUAAUGGACAAAAUUUUUGUUCAACCGAAUUCCUCAAAUUCUUGCAAAGUAAUGGUAUCACGCCGAAAUUCACGGCACCAUAUCACCCGGCUACAAACGGGCAAGCGGAAAAGUUUGUCCAAACACUAAAGAUUUCCAUGAAGAAAAUGUACAAUGAUACGCGAUAUCACAAAGCGUCCCUUGAAGAAGUAGUACAGCAAUUACUUACACAAUAUAGAAACACACCACAUAGUACAACGGGGAUCGCACCAUCCGAAAGAGUAUUCAAAGUGAAAAUGCGAACCCGACUGGAUCUACUCAAGCCAGAAGAAACAAAAACCAAUACGAAUAUAAACAGCGGCAAGAAGAUUCGUCAGUUCGUGGAGGGAGAGAGAGUACAAUGCAGAAGCUACAGAGGAAACGAAAAAUGGAGUUUUGGUAAAAUUUUACAGAGAACGGGAAAACUACAUUACAAAAUCGCGCUAAGUGACGGUCGUGUAUGGGAAAGGCACAUCGAUCAAAUACGACCAACAGGCGAAGCCACAAAUGACGCGGAUUCGGAGUUGGACGAUGGCGCAUACGAGGAAUACGGAGAGGAACCGGAGACACAACCGGAACCAGAACCACAAGACGGAGCAAACGCGCCAGUCGAGGAAAACGAAGCACCAAUCGCGCCAGAUCCAGUGAGAAGAUCAAGGCGCGAAAUAAGGAUGCCACAGCGAUACGCGGAGUUCCAUGUAGGAAUGUAG